Molecule: messenger RNA, 654 nt
Organism: Echinops telfairi (small Madagascar hedgehog)
Lineage: Eukaryota; Metazoa; Chordata; Mammalia; Afrosoricida; Tenrecidae
Gene: TMEM247
Product: transmembrane protein 247
Exons: 3
Coding region: 1-654 (217 amino acids)
Cellular component (GO): endoplasmic reticulum
Source: RefSeq, a predicted model, not a curated record
AUGACAACUGAGGACAGAGAGAUGCUGGAAGCCCGGGGAGCCGGAGAAAGCUGCCCCACCUUCCCCAAGGUGGUGUCUGGUGACCCCAUUGCUGAAGGGAAGUCCAAGGCUUCUUUGCCCACUCCUACCCAGGAAGCAGCGUCCUCGAAGCCAGAAUCCCCCACCAGUGACCCUGUGGAGGAGAUGGACACUUGCGAAGACGGGGGUUGCCAAGGGGCAAUGAAGGCACUGCCCCUCAAGACGGGCCCCACCACCAAGGGCCAGGCGGGUGACGGGCCCCCACUGGCCGAGCCAACCCUCGAUCUGGGGAGCAGGCGCGACGUGGAGGUAGAGCUGGAGAAGGUGCGCAUGGAGUUCGAGCUCACGCGGCUCAAGUACCUGCACGAGGAGAACCAGCGGCAGCGGCAGCACGAGGAGGUGAUGGAGCAGCUGCAGCAGCAGGCAGCGCCACGCCUGUUUUCGGGAGGACUCCAGGACCUCCUGCUCCCACAGAACCAGUUUGCCAUGUUCCUGUACUGCUUCAUCUUUAUACACAUAAUCUACGUCACCAAGGAGAUGGUCGUCUUUCUCUUCUCCAAGCACUACCUCUUCUGCAUUGCUGCCAUUUUGCUCUGUUUGAUUAAAACUUUGUGGCCAUACUUCCAAGUGCUGUGA